UUGUGUUACUUCACCAACUGGAGCCAGUACUGCCCGGGAUCGCCAGCUACAUGCCCGAGAAUGUGGACCCUUGUCUGUGCACACACAUCAUCCACGCCUUCGCUGGCAUGGCCACCAACCAGAUCAAAACCACUGAGUGGAAUGAUGAGGUCCUCUAUGCCGGCAUCAACGGCCUCAAGAACUACAAUACAGAACUGAAAACCCUGCUGUCUGGUGGCUGGAACUUCGGAACCCAGGGAUUCUCCAAAAUGGUGGCCACUGUUGAGAACCACCAGACCUUCAUCCAGUCAGCCAUACAGUUUCUGAGGAAGUACAACUUCGAUGGACUGGACGUUGAUUGCGAGUAUCCGGGCAACCGCGGCAGCCCAGCUGACACUCAGCAGCUCUUCACUGUCCUGUUGAAGGAAAUGCAUGAGGCUUUUGAGCAAGAAGCCACCCAGAGCAACAAGGCCAGGUUGCUGAUUUCUGCUGCUGUGUCAGCUGGCAAACGUACCAUUGAGACUGCCCACCAGAUCCCCGAGAUGUCGAAGUGCAUGGACCUCAUCAAUGUGACGACCUAUGACCUCAGGGGCUCCUGGGAGGGCUUCACAGGAGAGAAUAGCCCCCUGUUUGCAGGACCCAAUGACCAGGGAGAUUACAGAUUCUUCAUCGUGGAUUAUGCGUUGAACUACUGGAAGAACCAAGGUGCCCCUGCUAAGGAGCUGACGGUGGGCUUUGGGGCUUAUGCCCGUACCUCCACUCUCACUAACCCUGCCAACCAUGCUGGAUGCCCCACCUCUGGCCCUGGGACUGCCGGGCCCUAUACUCAGGAAGCUGGGACUCUUGCCUACUUUGAGGUCUGCUCCUUCCUUCAAGGAGCCACCGAGGUAUGGAAUGCUCCCCUGGAGGUGCCCUAUGACAAGGGGAACCCGUGGAUAGGGUGUGCCAACCCCAAGAGCUUCACCCUCAAGGCCGAGUGGCUGCUGAAGAACAGCUUUGGAGGGGCUAUGGUCUGGGCCAUUGACUUGGACGACUUCUCGGGCACUUUCUGUGGAGAAGGCAAAUACCCUCUCAUGAAUGCCCUCAAGUCUGCGCUCGGUGUCUCCACUCCCAAUUGCAAAGUGCCCACCUCUACCCUGGGCACCACCUUGGCUCCCAUCGUCACAGUGGCUUCUGGGGGUGGCAGUGCUGGAGAUAGUGGAUUCUGUGCCAGGAAGUCCAGUGGUCUGUACCCCAGCCCCCCCAGCAAGCGAGUCUUCUACAACUGCGUGGAUGGGUACACUUACGAGGAGGCUUUUCAGGCAGGCCUGGUCUUUGACACCAGCUGCUCUUGCUGUAACUGGGCUUAA
This is a messenger RNA of Rhinolophus ferrumequinum (greater horseshoe bat), 1328 nucleotides long. RefSeq names its product acidic mammalian chitinase-like. Gene Ontology annotation, biological process: carbohydrate metabolic process; chitin catabolic process. Gene Ontology annotation, molecular function: chitinase activity; chitin binding. Lineage: Eukaryota; Metazoa; Chordata; Mammalia; Chiroptera; Rhinolophidae. The record is from RefSeq and is a predicted model, not a curated record. Gene Ontology annotation, cellular component: extracellular region.